Messenger RNA from Diversispora eburnea, 564 nucleotides. The record is from the annotation of a GenBank genome assembly. Lineage: Eukaryota; Fungi; Glomeromycota; Glomeromycetes; Diversisporales; Diversisporaceae.
AUGGCUGGAAACAAAGCUGGACGACGAAUCAAUUAUGCUAGAUAUUCCAGAAUAUCAAAACCAAAUAGUGUAUAUAUGUGCGAUUUAAUUGAAAUACCAUAUGAUGAACAAAAUUUACUUGAAAAUGAAACAUUUCGUAUGCAAACCUGGGAGCCUGAUCUCGAAAUAAAGGUUGAAAAUCCGAACCUUAAGGCUAAAGAGCCUGAUCUCGAAAGAAAGUUUGAAAAUCUGAACCUUAAGGCUAAAGAGCCUGUUCAUGAACAAUAUCCCGAGAAUGUAUCUGCGGAUCCGGAUCUCGAAAGAUUUGCUGUCUUUUGUUACAUUAUUGAUGAUGAUUGGGAAGAUGGUGAAGAGCAAGCAAAAAACGCCAUCGCAUAUUCCCAUCUACUUGAAUCUAAAAAUCUUGAUGCAUCAAAAGGAACGCAUAUAUUACUUGUUCAUGGAGAAAUAGUACGUUAUGGAGAGGAAAUAACAUCUGUUGAAUACAAUCAACUUGCCGAAGAUUAUCCGAGAAUGUAUUAUGUUCCUAUUGUUAGAAAAAUUGUUAGGGUACGCAAUCAAUGA